CUCCCUAAGCCUUGUCUGAUACGUGAGCCGUGACUAUCUUCUCUUCUUCCUCGCCAUAUAUUAGUCUUUGCCUCUCUUUUCUCAUAAAAUUUUCUUCUCUCUUUUAAUGGCUUCUUCUUACGAUACAUCCGCCAAUUCCCUCCCUCAAAACGCUUUUGGUUUCUCCACCCAUCCCUUCAUGACCACAUCUUUCUCCGAUCUUCUCGCUUCCGGCACCACCGACGACGAUAACUCUUCUUCUGCCGUUAACCAUGGUAAACGCGGUGGUGGGUUGUCGUUGUCCGAUCGGAUUGCGGAGAGGACUGGUUCUGGUGUCCCUAAGUUUAAGUCGCUUCCUCCGCCUUCACUGCCUAUAUCUCCUCCUCCGGUCUCUCCUUCUUCGUACUUUGCUAUCCCCGCCGGUCUCAGCCCCGCCGAGCUCUUGGACUCUCCUGUUCUGUUGAACUCUUCUAACAUUCUGCCAUCUCCUACAACUGGAACAUUUCCAGCUCAAGCUUUCAAUUGGAAACCCAGUUCUGGUAAUAACCAGCAAAACGUCAAACGAGUAGACAAAAGCUACACUGAUUUCUCUUUCCAAACCUUUCAAUCAUCAACCAACACAAAUCAAACUGCGCAACAAGAAGCAUGGAGCUUCAAAGAGUCUGUAAAGGAAGCUGAUUUUUCCUCAGGGAAGAACAUGGUGAAAUCGGAAUACAACCAGAUGCAGAGCUUUUCCCCUGAGAUAGCCAACAUCCAAAGCUGCCAAUCGGAUUACACCAAUUACCAGCAUCAACAAUCUCAGUCUUUAAGAGGGAAUCGAAAAUCCGACGAUGGAUACAAUUGGAGGAAAUAUGGACAAAAGCAAGUGAAAGGCAGUGAAAACCCCAGAAGUUACUACAAGUGCACGUACCCAAACUGCCCAACAAAGAAGAAAGUUGAGAGAUCCUUAGACGGGCAGAUAACUGAGAUAGUUUACAAGGGCAGCCAUAACCAUCCUAAGCCUCAAUCCACUAGGAGAUCAUCAUCUUCUUCUUCCUCUUCCAUUGCUAUUCAGGCUUCCAGUGCUGCCACCUCUGAGAUCCCCGAUCAUUCGUUUAUAAGCCAUGGCAGUGGCCACAUGGACUCAGCUGCAACACCGGAAAACUCCUCUAUAUCAGUUGGGGAUGAUGAUUUCGAUCGUGGUUCCCAAAAGAGUAAAUCAGGGGGAGAUGAGUUUGAUGAAGACGAGCCCGACGCCAAAAGAUGGAGGGGAGAAGGUGAAACUGAAGGAAUUUCAGCACCUGGGAGUAGAACCGUGAGGGAACCAAGAGUUGUUGUUCAAACAACCAGUGACAUUGAUAUUUUGGAUGAUGGGUAUAGAUGGAGAAAAUAUGGGCAAAAAGUGGUCAAAGGGAACCCAAACCCAAGGAGCUACUAUAAGUGUACACAUCCGGGAUGUCCGGUGAGAAAGCACGUCGAAAGAGCAUCCCACGAUCUUAAGGCGGUGAUCACAACCUACGAAGGGAAGCACAACCAUGACGUCCCAGCAGCUCGCGGCAGUGGCGGCCAUUCCGUCAACAGACCUUUACCCGACAACAACAAUAACAAUGGGGCAAUGGCAAUAAGGCCAUCUCCACUUAACAAUCCCAUGAGCAACAACCAAGCUCUUCGGGGUUUGAGGCAAUCGACAACCGAAGGCGAAUCCCCCUUCAUGCUAGAAAUGUUUCAAGGCAACGGAAACUUGGGAUUCUCGGGUUUCGGGAACUCGGGAGGGUCAAUUAUGAAUCAACAACAUGAUGUACACAACAUGUUUUCAAGAACCAAGGAAGAACCAAGAGAUGAAGCCUUCAUUGAGUCCUUGCUAUAUUGAAAUUAAAAUCUACAAAAGGGAAGAAGAAAUAGAACAGAAGAGAGUCAAAAACAAAAACCAUAACCAUAAGAAUAAUAAGGAGUUUGAGGUUCAUUUCAUUAAUUGCAUUCAGUUUGUUUGUUUCUUUGUUGUAUAUUCCACUCCAAAAUAUUAUUUGGUUUUGUUUAUGUAAUUUAGAAUGUGGGGGUAAGGUAAUCUUAUGUUAUAGGAUAUACUAUUUUUUUAUUGUUUUGAGGCCACUCUCUCCUUGCCUUGGGGUAGUAGACAUCAACAACAAGGCCUCAGAAUCAUUUCCUCUUUCUUUUUUUCUUGUAUCACACAUGCUAGUGAUCCAUUUUCCUUUUUAUUGAAGAAAAAAUUGUUGAA
Gossypium raimondii (Peruvian cotton) is the source of this 2194-nucleotide messenger RNA. RefSeq names its product WRKY transcription factor WRKY24. Lineage: Eukaryota; Viridiplantae; Streptophyta; Magnoliopsida; Malvales; Malvaceae. Gene Ontology annotation, molecular function: sequence-specific DNA binding; DNA-binding transcription factor activity. The record is from RefSeq and is a predicted model, not a curated record. Gene Ontology annotation, biological process: regulation of DNA-templated transcription. The transcript has 5 exons. The coding region runs from base 107 to 1828 and encodes 573 amino acids.